Musa acuminata subsp. malaccensis (wild Malaysian banana) is the source of this 1163-nucleotide messenger RNA. RefSeq names its product pre-mRNA cleavage factor Im 25 kDa subunit 2. The record is from RefSeq and is a predicted model, not a curated record. Gene Ontology annotation, cellular component: mRNA cleavage factor complex. NCBI's taxonomy places the organism in Eukaryota, Viridiplantae, Streptophyta, Magnoliopsida, Zingiberales, Musaceae. Gene Ontology annotation, molecular function: mRNA 3'-UTR AU-rich region binding.
CACUUUUUCUUUGUUUCAAACUCCCCAACUCCCCAAAAAAAAAACACAAAAAAUUCUCCAGGAUAGAGUUCGUCUUUCUCUGCCUCCUGUCUUCCGCCGGCCGCGAUCCCCAAACGCUGCGUGGAGCGACACAGCCGUGGAGGCGGCGGAGGAGCGAUGGUGACCUCGCCGGUGGUGAACACGUACCCACUCUCGAACUACACCUUCGGGACGAAGGAGCCUAAAAUGGAGAAGGACACCUCCGUCGCCGAUCGCCUUGCCCGCAUGAAGGUCAAAGUCCAUUAUUGGGUCCAAUUUUCUGCGCCUUCUGUCGUUGGGGAUUCGUACUCUCAUGUCGAGACUUGGAGGCUAAUAUACUCAUUUUUGUGCUAUAUGAAAGAAGGCAUGCGGACAAGUGUUGAAGGAAUUUUAUUGGUCCAGGAGCACAAUCAUCCCCAUAUACUUCUACUGCAAAUAGGAAAUACUUUUUGUAAACUUCCUGGUGGACGUCUGAAGCCUGGAGAGAAUGAAAUGGAGGGUCUGAAACGAAAGCUUUGUAGCAAACUUGCUGCAAAUUCACCUUCCUUUCAGCCAAACUGGCAGAUCGGGGAGUGUGUUGCUACCUGGUGGAGGCCGAACUUUGAAACAGCAAUGUACCCAUACUGUCCACCUCACAUAACUAAGCCCAAGGAAUGUAAGAAGCUCUUCCUUGUUCACCUGUCAGAAAGAGAGUAUUUUGCUGUUCCAAAAAACUUGAAGCUGCUUGCUGUUCCACUGUUUGAACUCUAUGACAAUGUUCAGAGAUAUGGUCCUGUUAUAUCUACAAUUCCGCAACAAUUGUCAAGGUUCCAGUUCAACAUGGUUACAUCCUAAAGCUGGUGGAGCUAAUGUGGUUGCUUUCAAGGUAGUUUGCAUGGGUAGAAAAUUGCUGAAGCCGAUUCAAUCAAACUUGAUCUUGUCUGAGACACAACAAGUAUCUUAGUUUUUUCUCUUCUUCCUUUUGGUUUGGUUGUAUGAACCUGUAAGUCAGCUUACAAGCAACUCUUUAUGUAUCCUUCGAUUGAAGACGGUAGGAGUUUUAUGUGCCCCCUCUUCCUUGCAGCUCACUCACUGUCACUGACUUUGCUUAUUUGGGGGCAAGAUAUACAAGAAAAAAAAAAACUUGGCAGCUUCUCAUGGUGAAA